Molecule: messenger RNA, 327 nt
Organism: Vavraia culicis subsp. floridensis
Lineage: Eukaryota; Fungi; Microsporidia; Pleistophoridae
Exons: 1
Coding region: 1-327 (108 amino acids)
Source: RefSeq, a predicted model, not a curated record
AUGAAGUUCUUUUCGAGUAUUGCAGAAAACGCAUCAAGUACAUACAAUCAGAGUCAAAAAGAAUACUUCACAAUAUGCUUUUUAUUGAUUUUGAACUAUACUUGUUCCACCAGGUUCAACAUUUCUAAAUUUCUUCUUUUGAUAUCAAAUCAAGUUCCGGAUUGUAAGAUGGAAACGUGUUGGUGUGCCCGAUCAUCUAUUUUUGAGUAUUAUUCAACUCAGAGUAAUUCACUAAACCAGGAAAUAUAUUCGAUCUGCUAUGUUAACAUCAUUAGUCACACUAAUUUGAUGACUUGUUCUACAAUUUCGCUUGGUCAACGUAUAUGA